GUGGAAACUCGAGAGGAGGCCGGUGGCCUUUCAGCUUGUAAAGUUUCGGCUAGGCCACGUUCGGUCAGUCAGGUUCAAAAAAUUAAGGAACAGUCAAUUCACCACUAAAGCAGUACCUACACUGCAAGACCCGGUCAAAAAGACAAACUUUAUUCUGUGAUUCUGAAAUGUAUCGACGACAGCAAACAUCCGAAUAGAUUUCUCCGAUUUGUCCAAGGAGCGCCUCAGCCACUUGCGUUUCUUUCCGAUGACCGUCAGCUACUAGACUCGGAACGAUUUUGUACGAAUCCAUCCAAGCCUAUUGAGCGUUGA
Molecule: messenger RNA, 312 nt
Organism: Porites evermanni
Lineage: Eukaryota; Metazoa; Cnidaria; Anthozoa; Scleractinia; Poritidae
Source: the annotation of a GenBank genome assembly